This is a messenger RNA of Pungitius pungitius (ninespine stickleback), 2148 nucleotides long. Its product is annotated as peroxisomal succinyl-coenzyme A thioesterase-like. The record is from RefSeq and is a predicted model, not a curated record. NCBI's taxonomy places the organism in Eukaryota, Metazoa, Chordata, Actinopteri, Perciformes, Gasterosteidae. The transcript has 15 exons. Gene Ontology annotation, biological process: acyl-CoA metabolic process; fatty acid metabolic process. Gene Ontology annotation, molecular function: fatty acyl-CoA hydrolase activity. The coding region runs from base 131 to 1945 and encodes 604 amino acids.
GAUUUAAAGUCCGCCAGAGCUUUGGGGCAGUUGCAGAGCUCUUUCAACCGGCGCGGAUCUUCUGGCGACGUGUCUCAAACCAGUUGCAGACGAUUUCAGCUUCGGGGGAACAUACACAGGAAAAGAAGCCAUGGGGUUGCUGUGGAGUAUGCGUUCAGUCCCUGGCAGCUGCAAAGGCCUCAGGUUGAGGAAGACGAACGUCUGCACCCCCCAGCUGGUCCACAUCUCGGUUUACGAUGGCCACGUGGAGGAGGGUUUCACAGAGCGGCCUCCCCUAGCCUCGGUGCUCUCGGAGAGAUGGUUCAUAGGUCCAGGAGUCCGCAGGGUGGAAGUCCAAGAGAAAGGAGUGCGAGGGACGCUGUUCAUACCUCCAGGUCCAGGACCCUUCCCCGGCGUGAUGGACAUGUGGGGCGUACGGGGGGGGCUGGUGGAGUAUCGGUCGGCCCUGCUCGCCUCUCACGGUUACGCCUCUCGGGCGCUGCAGUACUUUGCUGCCGGUGAGCUGUCGUCAGCCAGCAAAGAGUUCGAGUACUUUGAGGACUUCCACCCCAAGGAAAGAGUGCAGAGCGGGUUCAAAGUCCGCCGCAGAGCUUUGGGGCAGUUACAGAGCUCCUUGAGCCGGCGCGGACCUGCUGGCGACGUGUCUCAAACCAGACCAUCCUCCACCAUGUCCUCGGCCGCCCCCCCAAUCCUCUCCGUCGUCCCCUCCCGGGCCCUGGUGGACGAGACCUUCCGGGUGACGGUGCAGAAUCUGCCUCCGAGCUCCGCGGUGACCCUUCACUCCCUCCACCGCUCCGAGGAUGAGGACCUGUGGGAGGCCUACGGACACUACGUCAGCGACCAGCGGGGAAGCGUCUCGGUUGCAGACGAUUUCAGCUUCGGGGGAACGUACACGGGAAAAGAAGCCAUGGGGUUGCUGUGGAGUAUGCGUCCCGUCCCUGGCAGCUGCAAAGGCCUCAGGUUGAAAAAGACGAACGUCUGCACCCCCCAACUGGUCCACAUCUCGGUCUACGACGGCCACGUGGAGGAGGGCUUCACAGAGCGGCCUCCCCUGGCCUCGGUGCUCUCGGAGAGAUGGUUCAUAGGUCCAGGAGUCCGCAGGGUGGAAGUCCAAGAGAAAGGAGUGCGAGGGACGCUGUUCAUACCUCCAGGUCCAGGACCCUUCCCCGGCGUGAUGGACAUGUGGGGCGGAGGGGGGGGGCUGGUGGAGUAUCGGUCGGCCCUGCUCGCCUCUCACGGUUACGCCUCUCUGGCGCUGCAGUACUUUGCCGCCGGUGAGCUGUCGUCAGCCAGCAAAGAGUUUGAGUACUUUGAGACGGCGUUUAACGUGAUCAGGCUCCAUCCCCUGGUGAGCCCAGACAGAGUUGGAAUUCUUGGUCUUUGCCUCGGUGCGGUCAUCACCAAUCAUUUGGCGGCCGAGAGCAGCGUCAUCAAGCCUCGUUGUUGCGUUUGUGUCAGUGGCGUCCACAUUUGUCCACGCGGGGCGUCGCUCACAGGAAUCUACCAGGCACUGGUCGCGAAUGCUCACAAGACACAAGUGGACGAGAACAACCAGGAGAUAUGGCGAUACAGGGAACUCCCAAUCCCUGAUGACCUCGCUAAGAAAAUUGACGUGGGGAAAAUAAACUGCCCAAUGUUGUUGGUGAACGGCCUCGACGAUCAGAACUUGCCCACGGUGGAGGCUGCUGAGGAUAUGGCCCAUAUGAUGCGAGCAGCAGGGAAAGACCACCUGCUGACCAGGAUCGAAUACCCAGCUACUGGACAUCUGAUCGAGCCGCCCUACUCGCCUCACUUCAGAGCCACCAAGUUCAUAAAGCAAGUCAUACUAGUUUGGGGAGGACAAACCAAACCUCAUUCAGAUGCUCAAGAGGACUCCUGGAAGAAGAUCUUGGCUUUUCUACAGCAGCACCUGUAUUCCAACGACCCCACCGGAGCCAAGAUGUGAAGGCAGAGGAACCAUGGCAACCUCAGCAGAGACAUGGUGGCAACGAGACUAGUGUCCAUUAAAUGAACGCUCAUGAUGAUCCGGUCAACUUGUGCUUCUUCAUAUUAUUUAGUGUCCCCAAAAUUAUUAUUAUUAUUCAUUGAAAUGAAAAUGUUUUCGUGUAAAGAAAUGAUUCACCCACAAGAGUAUUUCUAGAGAAAAUG